This is a messenger RNA of Oncorhynchus keta (chum salmon), 4887 nucleotides long. RefSeq names its product tudor domain containing 7 b (gene tdrd7b). The coding region runs from base 186 to 3644 and encodes 1152 amino acids. Lineage: Eukaryota; Metazoa; Chordata; Actinopteri; Salmoniformes; Salmonidae. The record is from RefSeq and is a predicted model, not a curated record. The transcript is spliced from 19 exons.
GACACACACGUGGCUACACCAACCACAAACCGGAGGACUGGGAGACGCUUGGCUUGGUUCAAGCGCAGCGUUGAGUGAGAGAGGGGAUAGCUCGGAACAGUCAGGGCUAAACUUUCAGGGAGUGUGACGAGCAGGUCGUGAAUAAAUUAACCGGGUCACCAUCCCCCGUAUUCAUUCCCAGCAAGAUGGCAGACGUAGAGCUGGUGAAGAAGAUGUUACGGGAGGUGCUGACGGCCAAUAAGAGCGGACCCGGGGUGUCUUUGUCCCGCCUCCAGUCUGAAUACAAGGAUCUGACUGGUGAACAGAUCCCUCAUAAGCAGCUGGGUCAUGGCAACCUGGACGCUCUGCUGCACAGCAUGCCCAGCGUGGUCCGCAUGGAGCGCAACCGCUCUGGGGAGAUGGUGUAUUUCGCCUCAGUCUCUGGCGAGACUGCCCACGUUGCCAAGCUUGUGGCUCGCCAGCGUACCUCAAAGAAGACUGGACGACCCCAAAUGGUCAACUGUCAGAUGAGAGUGAAGCCUGCCGCCCCUCUCGUCCUCAACGCCAAGCCCAGAACCUCCCUAAGACAGCCAGACCAUAGGGGUCGUGGUGUGGGGCGAGGAGGCGGGGGCGGCCGGUCAGGGGGCCAACAUGACUUUAGACAGGGGAGGGACAUGAGGGACACCCAAUCAGAAGGGAAGACUAAUCAGAGUUCCAACCAGAACAAACCAACCCAUCAGAACACCCCUACCACCAGGAAGUCCUCUGUGCCCUCAGAGAGGUCCGACAAAAGGAUGACACUUCCAUCACGGUUCCAGAAGGAAGUGCACGCUCACCUAUCCAGGAAUACCCAAAGCAACACUCCCUCAAACCUCAACGAGAGUGCUGGCUCUGGGAAGCCCAAGCCACAGCACUCCCCCAAGGACUACAACCCCUCUUCUGCUGGCGGGAACUACAGUCCCCAGCAGGUGCAGGGGCGUCUCAGAGAGGUGUUGAACAAAUACAGUAAUGGCUUCUGGGUGUCUAAGUUACCCCAGCUCUACAGAGAACUGUACAAACAGGACCUGCCUAGCGAAGCACUCAAAGAUCUGGAGCACUGGACACACGUAUGCACUGUAGAGAAACCUUGCAGCAGUAACCCAAAAGAGUUACUCCUAUACCCAGCUAAAGAACCAACCCAUACACAGACCCCAUCCCCUGUCCCUGCCAGAGUCCUAUCCCCCACCUCCGCCCCUUUCACUCCAUCCACGGACAUCAAACCCCAGUCAAAGCCCCCUACCAGCCCCCCUACCACCACCAUGAGCCCUCUCCCCCUCACCCCCCCUUCCACCUCCCCCAGUCACACAGCCUCCCCCUCCACCCUCUCCCCCGACUUGAAACAGAAGCUCGGGGAGCUCCUGGUGAAAUACAGCAACGGUCUAUGGGCCCACGCCUUACCCAAACUCUACUUGGACACGUACAAGACAAAACUCCCCGAACACGUCCUGGAGAAUCUCUCGCUGCUCUCCGACUUCUGCACCGUAGACUACCCCAUGCCGGACAACCCCAAGAGGGCCAUCCUGUACAAGAGGACCCAGGAGGAGGAGAGCUGCAACAGGAGGGAGUCAGUGGAGGAGCGCAGGGCCAGAGAGGAGGUAGGGAGGAGGCUCAGUUCCCAGGCUGUACCUCCUCUCCUCAUUCCCAGGGAGGAGUACCCCUCUGUGCUGGUGGUGGAAGCUACCAAUACCAACGGAGUCAUACUUCGGUACAUAGGAGAGGGCUACUCCCAGGCCCAGGAGGCUCUGGAGGAUAAGAUGAGAGCGUUCUACUGUUGCCAAGACAACAACAGUCGUACCCCUCUGGCCUCUCCAACCUCGGGUCAGCUGACAGCCGUCAGGGCUGAGGAAGAGGAGGAGAUACUACGAGCACAAGUCACAGAGGUCAUGACCGACAAGGUCAAGGUUUACUAUGUGGAUCACGGGUUUUCCGAAGUCAUCAGCAAGGCCAAAGUGUUUGAGCUGCAUGAUACGUUUUUCAAGCUGCCUUUCCAGGCCACCAAGUGUAAAUUGGCUGGUCUGGAGACUUUCUGCCAGGAGCCUGCUGUUCUGAAGAAGUUUGAGUCCAUGGCUAGCGGAAAGAUCCUAUUGGCUGAGAUCCUGGAGAGAGAGCAGACCCCAUUGGUGGUCCUGUAUGACACGUCGCAGGAUGAUGAUGUCAACAUCAACGCAGCCUGUAUCAAAGCCCUGCAGGACAAGACCCUAGCCAGCCCACUACAGGUGAACAGUGCCUAUAUGAACGUGGCGGUGAGAAGUGUGUGUUCAGACGGGACCAUCUACUGCCAGCUCCCUUCUCGAGGCCUGGCCAAACUCACUGAGAUACUGGAGAAGACCGAGGCUUACUUCCACUCACAGGUGACAUCAGAGUUCCUGGUGUCUAGACCGUUCUGUGGUAAAGGCUGUCUGGCUCGCUACAAGGGCAAAUGGUCUCGCGUGGAGAUAACCAAUCUCCAUGGCAGCAGAGUCCUAGACAUCCUUUUCAUAGACUUGGGGGUCCAGGCCUCGGUGGAGGUGUUUGAACUGAGGGAAGUCCCGUCCCCUUUCCUACACGACCUGAUUGCUAUUCCACCACAGGCAGUGAAGUGCUGUCUGGCUGACCUGGCUGUUAGUGGUGUGGGCUCUUGGACCCCAGACGCUGUUCAGUGGCUCCGAGACGCCGUGCUCAACUCUACAGACUGUAGUAUGAAGAUAGCCAAGCUGGACAAGACCAAGCGCAGCGUAGUCCAUGUCUACCUGUUCACCGACAAGAACUUCCACGACCCCACGAGAAGCCUCAACCACCAAAUGGCCGCCUCUGACCUCUUCAAACACCAAGGAGACGUCUUCCUAAGCAGCCACAGCCCUUCCAAGACCUCCAUCUGUACCUCCACUGCCACCCUCACCUCCACAUCCACAACCACAACCACUCCCAGCUCCAAUGGGACCAAGCCCCAGCUACGACGCGCCCACUCUGGCUCGGGACCCAGGCCAACGGGGGGUACAGGCACCCCUCCUGGAACUCCCCCACCUCCCUCAACCACCGCCCCUAUUAAGCUACCCCCGCUGCUGGACCUCCCUCCUGCAGGUCACAACAUGGAUAUCUAUGUGUCCGUGGCCUGCCACCCGGGUCACUUCGUACUGCAACCCUGGAGAGACAUGUACAAGCUGGUAGUUCUGAUGGGAGAGAUGAUCCUGUACUAUAAUAAAACAGAGGAGAAGCCUCUCAAAGUGGAGAAGAAUCAGAUAUACGCUGCUAAGGUGGAGAACAAUUGGCACCGUGUGCUGGUGAAGGGGGUGUUGACCAACGGCCUGGUGUCUGUCUAUGAGCUGGACUACGGUAAACACGAGCUGGUCAGCUGCACCCAGCUUCGCCCACUAAUCCAGGAGUUCAGACAGCUGCCAUUCCAGGGCAUCACUGCACAACUCGCAGGAGUGAAGCCGAGGCAGUGGUCGGAGGAGGCUUCCAUCGUGUUCCGGAACCACGUAGAGAAGAAGCCGUUGGUGGCCCAGCUGGAGGCCGUACAGGAAGCGCAUCACCCCUGGGACAGGAAGUUGACCGUCUUCCUGGUCGACACCUCGCAGGAGGAGAGGGACAUCUGGGUGCAUGACAUCAUGGCUGAGUUCACAGACGAACUCACCAAAGAAGUGUAGUUGGAUAAACUGUGCACAACAGUGCAUCUAUAGUGCUGGUUAUGGCAGGAACAACUAAGUAGGUCUAUCCAAAACAAAUGUAAAAAAAUAUAUAUACACGUUUGUUUUGGAUACCUAAGUGUAGUCGGAUGCUGGACUUUGCUGCGGGCGUUGCUAUGAGAAACCAGAACGCUUGUUGGGGUUGCUAUGGGAGACCAUUGGGAGAUGGUUUAGAGAUAUGUCACUUAGACUUGUCAUUUUGUGUUUGAGAGUGGGGUGACACAGUGACAAUGAAACACACUCGCAGCAGCAUGGCAUGAUAUUUUCAUCAAAAGCUCAAUAAUAUCACCCUCGUGCUGACUUACCUUACAGCUUUGCCACACAGAGGAGUUGUCAUAGUGAACUGUUGAAUAUCUAGUCUCGUUAUGGGAUGGGUUUCCCAAAGCCUCCGUAGCUAAUAACAUGGUACAGUACUUUGUUUCUCUGGACAACCCAGACUCACACCACUUGUUGAACAGCAAAGUGCUUAAUUUGACAAAUUCCGUUCCUUAACUGGAAAACAUUGAUGUAUCUGUUUCUCUCUCUUGUCCAGGUUGUGGGAAAGAAAUAGCAGUCAACAUUCGCUACAAAGGAUUUUGGAAACUCACCUAUGGCUAGUGGCUUUCAUUAGGCUACAGUGUCUAUAUAAAGAAUUUCUACUCUGGCUAUACAAAGCUAUGGAAAUGUAUAUGUGGUGCAUUAGCUGCAUUAUCGAUCAACAAUGCACAAAAAGUAUUUAACUCAACUUGUAAGAGACUGUGGUUGGUUUUAAAGGCCUUUACCAAUAGCCUGGUUAAACUAGAUUGAAAGGUGAACAACAAUAGUUUCGUGCCGCAUUCGGUCUGUUAUAGCCAGGCUAACUUUACCAAGGUCUGUUCAUGGGAAACUAAUAUAAAAGGUAUAUAUAUAUAUGUGAUACAUUAUGUGAUACAUUAUCGAUCAGCAACGCACAAAAAGUAUUUAACUCCACUCAGAGACGGUUGUUAAUUGAGACACAGAGUUCCAGUGUGAAGGCCUUUACUGUACCCAGGCCUGUUUAUUUGAAUCUGUCGUCAUUAAGGUUUACAAAACAUAGUUUAAAGGGAUAGUUCGGCAAUUAGACCGCUUUCAAGGGAAGGAAACCUGGAUAAGUAAAUACGUUACAAUCACUGAACUAUCACUUUAAGACAUUCCCUCGAGUGAAUUGAUGAUGCAAAGAAGCCAUUGUUAUUUCUUAUUUCUAUUU